Messenger RNA from Oncorhynchus keta (chum salmon), 4078 nucleotides. It is a transcript of the gene map3k9, whose product is annotated as mitogen-activated protein kinase kinase kinase 9. Gene Ontology annotation, molecular function: protein binding; JUN kinase kinase kinase activity; ATP binding. Bases 319 to 3756 code for a protein of 1145 amino acids. Gene Ontology annotation, biological process: protein phosphorylation. Lineage: Eukaryota; Metazoa; Chordata; Actinopteri; Salmoniformes; Salmonidae. The transcript has 12 exons. The record is from RefSeq and is a predicted model, not a curated record.
GUGGAAGUGAGAAAGGAGGAACAUAAUUGGUCAUUUCCUAAAUGGGAAUUGUGAUUCUUGAUUGAGUCCUGCGGGUAGCUAGGUACCACUACAGAGAUUAACGAAUGCUGCAAAAACCAAAGUGAGGCUGUUUUCGGCAGCAGCGACGCUUCGCCGGGAUUAGCCCACUAGGCUGCUUAGUUCUCACGGUCGCCGGGGUGGCUUUGUACCCAAGGUGCUGCGACCAUCCUCGUGUCCCGGUGCGUGCAGGUGUUGGCUACGAGCUCCGCAGACUGCACCCUGUAAUCCAGGACCAGGUUUCCCCUAUGGAUCGCUUCAAUGGAUGCCUCCAAACCCGCUUUUGACAACAACCUGAGUCCCAGCAGAAGGUACGUGGCUUCUCCUCCAGAUGGGUUGGAAACUGAAGCGUUUUGCUGGCCGGAGAAUGACACUGUCGCCGGGACUGUCGGCGUUGAUGCUCCGGCUAGCGGCCCAGGAGGACCGGACCUCUCGGGCUACUGGACCGCUGUGUUCGACUAUGAUGCUGGGGCGGAAGACGAGCUCAGCCUGCGAAAGGGUGACCUGGUGGAGGUGCUGUCGAAGGACUCGUUAGUGUCCGGGGACGAGGGCUGGUGGACGGGGCUGAUCGAGGAUCGGGUUGGCAUUUUCCCCAGUAAUUAUGUCAGUAUUGGGAAUGGAAUCUCUGAGAAAAUACGUGACAGAGACAAGUCAGUGAAGGUGUACUCUGAUUACGCCGUGCCUUCACUACACCUUCUGGAGGUUGACUUCUCGGAGCUGACCCUGGAGGAGAUCAUCGGGGUGGGUGGUUUUGGGAAGGUGUACCGUGCCAUGUGGCGAGGGGCGGAGGUGGCGGUAAAGGCUGCGAGGCGGGACCCCGAUGAGGAGGAGGGACAGAUCCUAGAGAGCGUUCGUCAGGAGGCCAAGCUGUUUGCAAUGCUGCACCACCCCAAUAUCAUGGCCCUACUGGGGGUGUGUCUCCAGGAGCCGACACUGUGCCUGGUGAUGGAGUUUGCCCGGGGAGGACCGCUGAACCGAGCCCUGUCAGGGAAACGUAUCCCACCAUGCACCCUGGUAGACUGGGCCGUGCAGAUCGCCCGUGCCAUGCACUACCUCCACUGUGAGGCCAUCGUCCCCGUCAUACACAGAGACCUCAAGUCUAGCAACAUCCUGAUCCUGGAGAAGGUCGAGAUGGAGGAUCUGACCAACAAGACCCUGAAGAUCACCGACUUCGGCCUGGCGAGGGAGUGGCACCGUACCACCAAGAUGUCAGCCGCCGGCACCUACGCCUGGAUGGCGCCCGAGGUCAUCCGCUCCUCCACCUUCUCUAAAGGCAGCGACGUCUGGAGCUACGGGGUUCUUCUGUGGGAGCUGCUGACGGGAGAAGUCCCAUUCAGGGGCAUUGAUUGUCUCGCGGUGGCGUAUGGAGUAGCCAUGAAUAAGCUGGCGUUGCCCAUCCCUUCCACCUGUCCAGAGCCCUUCGCCCGUCUUAUGGAAGACUGCUGGAGUCCAGACCCCCACCUACGACCUCUCUUCACCAGUAUCCUGGACCAGCUGACAACUAUAGAGGAAUCGGGCUUCUUCGAGAUGCCAGUCGAGUCCUUCCACUCCCUGCAGGACGACUGGAAGAUGGAGAUUCAGGAGAUGUUCGACCAGCUCAGGGUCAAGGAGAAGGAGCUGAGGUCGUGGGAGGAGGAGCUGAGUCGUGCUGCGCUGCAGCAGAAGAGCCAAGAGGAGGAGCUGAGGAGGAGGGAGCAGGAGCUGGCGGAGAGGGAGAUCCACAUCCUGGAGAGAGAGCUGAACGUUAUCAUCCACCAGCUGUAUCAGGAGAAACCCCGCGUGGAGAGCAGGCAGGGCAAGUUCAGACGCUCACGGCUCAAACUGAAGGACGGGAACAGGAUCAGUCUGCCUUCAGAUUUUCAACACAAGAUCACAGUGCAGGCCUCUCCCUCUCAUGAUCGCUGCAGGAGUUUACUGGGUAGUCUCUCCAGCCCUCCCACCAGUCCCCAGGCCCCGUUACUACCACGCCUCAGAGCCAUACAGCUGACUCCUGGAGGUGAGGGGUGUAAAGGUUGGGGCCGGUUGGAUGAGGAGGAAGAGAAGAGAGGCUCCAGGAAGAAAGGCCGUAUCAGGGGCUCACACAGAGAACACAGUGAUGAUGAGAGCAUCAAGGUCCCUCAGGAGGGGAACAGACAGAGGUCCUGCAGCGCCCCAAAUCUCCGCAGGUCACCGAGACACAGCCCUGCCAUACCAGGGGUACCCAGCCUCACUGAGAUGGAGAAUGAAGACUGCUGUUACACCACUGACCCAGGGGCCAACGCAUCCCCCAGCCAAUCCUACCUCUGCAUCCCCUUCCACAAGGAGGGGCCUGUUGCCGAUGGUAACGCAGGAGGAGGCGGGGAGUACUACCCUAGUUACCGUAGCACCCAGGCCCCGGACACACCCCCCAGUAGGAAGAGUCCUGCCGGGCGGGGGAGGUCAGAGCUGGUGCUACUGGGGUGUGGGGCCUUGCUGGCUGCAGUAGGACUGGGCUUCAAUAUGAUGACUCUGGCCCAGCCUGGGAUUGGUUCUGGGUCUGGGACUGAGGGGGCUGGGGAAAGCAGCAAGCCACCUCGCUGGGAGGGCUUCUUCCACCGUACAGGGACAGGGGGCCAGAGACGGAGCACCAGUCCCCCCACACGCAAGCUCUUCAGGCGGGGAGGGGACAAGGAGAGCCCCCUGAAGCACUCGGUUGCCCCGGUGACGGAGCGGGUUGGAGGCGGACUGUUUCCGUCCUCUCUCACACUGCUGUCACUGUCGUCUGUGUCGGACUGUAAUUCUACGCGGUCUCUGUUACGAUCUGAUAGUGAGGAACUGUUGGUCUACCGCACUGCCUCUCCCCAGGGCCCUGUUCAGCCUUCUGUCCAGCCUGCUGUCCAGCCCCACACCUCUGUUCACCCCCAGCCCCAGCAUGCCUCACUCAACCCCUUGGUCAACACACACCUGGAGAGCUUCAAGCGCCACCCUCGGCAGUCCCUGACCCCAACCCAUCUUCCCUCCGCUCCUUCCUCCUCACGUUGUCUACACCGUACUCCCUCCGACGGAGCCAUCGAGACACGCUGCCCUCCUCCAAACUAUAUCCACCCUUUUCCUUUACCUGUCAGAGCAGCUCUGGAGCCUUCAGAUGGAGGUCUCAGGGGUCUAAGUGACAACGUAUCCCAGGUUCCCCGGUUGCCAGAUCCAAAUCUGGUGUUUCCCCCUACACCGCGCCGCCGCUGCCCUCCUGAACGACCCAAAACCCUGGACUUCCUGGUUAGACCACGUCCCUCGCCACGGGUGCGCUGCGACGUCUUCCUGGGCCAGUCACCUGGUCGGGGCAGAGGAGGGGGGCUGGGGAAUGGAGAGUCCCCAGCCCACACCACCAGCACAGACACUCCUCCCACGGUGGAGUUUGGCAGGGACAUGACAGUGCCUCCUACCCCCUUGGAGCCCCCAACACCAUCCCCAAGGAGGGGACACAGUCUGGAGGCCCCAACGCCCUCACCAAGGAGGGGACACCCACUGCUAACCCAUCACAUGGAGCCCAGAGACAUGGAGGUACUAGCCACCCCCAUGGAGCCCCCUUACGCCUGCUCAACCUCCCCGCGGCGGAGGGGGGACAGUCUGCUGGACCAACAGGACGAAGAACAGUGUCUGGACCCAACCCUCCCACUCUGCAAACCCGAGUCCCAGUUUCCCAAAUGUUCCCCGUACCGCUACCGGCCUGGGUUCUUUUCCUAACCUGGUCCAGUCUGGGUUCUGGUCCUCCUCUAGUCCAAUCUGGGUUCUGAUCCUAACUCGGUCCAUCUAGCGCUACCAGCUUGGGUGUUGGUCCUAACCUGGUCCCUCUUGCGCUAUUGGCCUGGGUUCUGGUCCUAACCUGGUCCAGUCUGUGUUCUGGCCCUAACCUGUUCCAGCCUGGGUUCUGGUCCUAACCCAGUCUCCGUACUGCUACCAGCCUAACUUUUGAUCCUCUCUUAAAAACACCAACAGAAUCCUUUCCUGGAGUCCUAGAAAUACACCCAGCCCACACUGUUGUAGAGGAGGGGGGAGGACUGGGCCA